AUGCCACCCCUAUUGACUCAAGUUGCACGUAUCUCUGAUGGGCUCCCACUGGUUGCUUCUCAAACUCCAUCACCUGGUACUCCCCUGACAAAUCAACACCAGAAGGAAGCCAAAGACAUCUUGCGCAAGAUCACUACAGGAACGCCAACGAAGAUGUCCAUUACCUCCGGUGACAUGGUGUUCUACUACAUGACUCGCGAUAGUCUGUGUUUCUUAACAUUGGCGGAAGCGAGAUAUCCAAAAAGAUUGGCGUUUCUCUAUUUGGACGAGGUGUGUGACAUGAUCCUCUCGGAACUUGUCAAGGAGUUUGACAGCAAUUGGAGAACGGAGGUUGACAAAACAGCCAGACCAUUUGCAUUUAUUCAUUACGAUCCAAUUAUCCAACGGAAGCAACGCGAAUUCCAGGACGAACGGCUACAGAGAUCGAAGCUAAAUGAUGAUCUGAGCGAGAUUCAAUCGAUUAUGAAAAAGAAUAUCAAUGAUUUGUUAGAUCGAGGGGAAAAACUCGACAAUGUCCAAAACAUUAGUCAGGACUUGCUCAAACAAUCAAGUGGUUUCAAGUGGGGAACAAGAAAAUUGACGUGGCAAGCGCGAUUACAACAAGCUGCACCGAUACUUGUUGGAGGCUCUAUUGUUGCCUUUGUAACUUACGUUAAGUUUUUCUGGUGA
This is a messenger RNA of Cylindrotheca closterium, 669 nucleotides long. Lineage: Eukaryota; Bacillariophyta; Bacillariophyceae; Bacillariales; Bacillariaceae. The record is from the annotation of a GenBank genome assembly.